Messenger RNA from Theileria orientalis strain Shintoku, 1539 nucleotides. RefSeq names its product major facilitator superfamily MFS-1 protein. Gene Ontology annotation, biological process: transmembrane transport. Lineage: Eukaryota; Apicomplexa; Aconoidasida; Piroplasmida; Theileriidae. The record is from RefSeq and is a predicted model, not a curated record. The transcript is spliced from 6 exons. Gene Ontology annotation, molecular function: transmembrane transporter activity. The coding region runs from base 1 to 1539 and encodes 512 amino acids.
AUGGAUACAGAUAAGAAAUCUGGAAAAGUUAAGAACUUUUUCAAAAAGUUCAAAUUGGAGACGGAAGACGUUAAAAAGUUCAACGGGCCAUAUGUAAAUUCAUACUUAAGGCUCAUAGCUUAUGCUACGAUGACUGUUCUCACAGGUUGUGUGUACUGGGGUUGGAAUGGAAUCCAGGAGAUGUUGUACAAGGCUGGGUCUUUUGAAGAGCUAUGUGAAGGGCAGGCGGACGCAGUAUUCACGUAUAUAGGCGACCUUCCGUAUAUAGACUGUGGACUCAGGAAGAGUAACAUCAACAACCUUUACACCCUCACCUUCACUACACACUUUGCUUUUUUCAUAAUCGGAGGGAUAUUGUUGGACGUUUUAGGACCAAAAAUUGUGUUCAUAGGGUCUCAGGCAAUAAACCUUUUGUCAUGGAUGCUCAUCUGUACCAUGCCUAAGAAUGAAACGGCCUUGGCUGCUUCCUUCUUCAUGAUAGGAGCUACCGCUGAAACAAUAUUCACUCCCCUACUUACUGUUUCGCACUAUUUUCCGAAAAACCGCUCUUUCGUCAUAUCCAUACUGGGAUCAAUGAGAUCGAUAUCAUUCGUCGUUCCCACGGUUUUGGGUUUCAUAUUCAGGUCUAAAACCUUUACACCGAACUCGCUAUAUUUCAUUGGAAUAAUGUACGGGAUUUGCGGAAAUGUACUAUGUGGCAUAGCAGGAGGGUAUCUGCUCCAAUGGAAGUUCACAUCGCCCAAACAAGCCGAACCGUCAGACCAAUACGUAGACCUAAUGAUUAACAAUGAUGUUGAGGAGGAGGACUUGGACAGCAUGGAGUUGACAGACCAAGAGGAGCCCAAGCGUGAAAACCGUUUCAAGCGAGGCUUGAAAAUUAUGUCGUCAUCAUUAGUGGCAGCUUUUAAGCACAAGCAGCUGUUAGAGUUCAUAAUUGUCACCUUGAGCGCAUCCUUGUUCAUGACUGGAAUCGGAUUUAUAAACAAAUCCCAGCGUGAAAUAUUCGAAAACUCCAUAGGAGAGACCGUUGUGGACAUAUACAAAUACUUCAACAUACUCACGUUCGUCCCGGCGCCAUUCCUAGGCUUGGUCAUGGACAGGUUUGGUCCAGCAGUGGUGAUGGCGAUCCUCAAUAUAUCGGGGUUCCUUUUUUAUAUGCUCGUGAGCUUUAACUCGUACUACACUAAGCUCAUCGCCUGCUUCUUCUACGUAGUAGCCGCGUCACUGUGCUUGUCUUCGAUAUACUGUUACCUCAAUAUCAGGUUCACCAAAAAGUACUUCGGGGCCCAGUUGGGAAUAAUAUUGGGACUCAUAGGCGUUCUAUCCUUUACCAACAACCCACUCUAUGACUUUGCAGUGCUGAAGCUGUCUCACCUUAGGCCUUUCAACUUCAGGCCCGUGACCCUAGGACUAAUGGGCUAUAUGGCCUUCUGUUCAAUUAUGAGUUUCGCAUUAAUAUACAUAUCUGCCACAACCACGCCCGAGCACCUUAAGAUAAAGAAUUCCCAAUCAAUUGAAACACACAUAAUACAAGUUUAG